Rhododendron vialii is the source of this 1399-nucleotide messenger RNA. Its product is annotated as F-box/kelch-repeat protein SKIP25-like. Lineage: Eukaryota; Viridiplantae; Streptophyta; Magnoliopsida; Ericales; Ericaceae. Gene Ontology annotation, molecular function: protein binding. The coding region runs from base 94 to 1266 and encodes 390 amino acids. The transcript has 2 exons. The record is from RefSeq and is a predicted model, not a curated record.
AGGAGAAGUUCCCAAUCAAACUGGAUAAAAGGAGUACCACCCCAAGAACCCUUUAAUUUAAACUGGAGAAGAGUUUUCCCCAAAAAUCUGCCCAUGGCCACGGCUGAAGCCACUUCCACAGCCAUAUCCAUUUGCAACCCCACAAAGUAUUUCAAGAAUACAAACUCCGACCACAACGAAAACGAUCACGAGUCCAUGUUACUCCUUCCAGGCUUGCCAAACCACCUUGCCCAGCUCUGCCUCUCGUCCCUCCACCCUUCACUCCUCCACGCCGUGUGCCGCUCGUGGCGCCGCCUCAUCUACUCUCCUUCUUUCCCUCCUUUCUUCUCUCUCUACGCCCUUCUCUCCCCCACAAUCCACCACCACCAGCAGUACUCUAAAUCUAUUGAGUUCUUUUCUCUAGACCCUGUCUCGUCGGCAUGGCGGAGGCUGCCGGGCCCUCCACCACCUCUCUGCCUCCUCCACCGCCAUCCGUCAUUCAUAUCCCGGACCCUCCCGAUCCAAUCCCUGACGGUUGCUGGCCGACUCGUCCUUAUUGCCGCCACUGACGACCAGUUCCUGCCGGCUCUGUCUAGCCCAUUGGUCUUCGACCCUCUGUCCAAUUCGUAUCACUGGUUCUACGGCCCACCACUGCCCACCCCACGCAGGUGGUGCGCUGCCGGCUCAAUGGGAAGCGCAAUCUACGUGGCAAGUGGGAUCGGGUCCCACUACCAGAGUGAGGUGGCGCGGUCUAUGGAGAAAUGGGACAUGAACAAGAAGGAUAGAGAGUGGAAAUGGGAAAAGAUGGCGCCGCUUAAAGACAGUAGCUUUAGUAGAGAAGAUGUGCAAGCCAUAGGAUAUAGAGGGAAGCUCUGCAUGGUGAAUGUGAAGGGCAAAAGCGUCAAACAAGGCAGCGUCUACGACGUAGCAAAAGACCAGUGGGAGCACAUGCCUGAGGGAAUGCUGGCAGGGUGGAGUGGAGCGGUGGCGGCCACCGUGGAUGGAGAGGAUGAGAUGUUUGUCGUGGACGAGGAAAGGGGUGAACUGAGGAGGUAUGACGCUGAUAACGAUACGUGGGAAGUGGUGUUGGAGGAGUCAGUGCUGUUGAAAGGGGCUGAGCACAUAGUGGCUGGAAGGGGGAGGGUUUGCGUGGUUUGUGGUGGCGGUGGGAGGAUUGUGGUGGUGGAUGUGGCGGUGAGACCACCGAGAACUUGGGUUGUAAAUCCGCCGCCGGAGAUGGAACUGGUUGGGGUUCAUAUAUUACCUAGGGUGAGCCUGUCGGAAUAGAGAUACAUACACCUGUACAUACAGAGUGUAUGUACAUAGUGAAUCAACAGUAAAUUUUAUGAAAAGACACGGAUACGGAUUUGGACACUUUUGCAACUUUUGAUGCAUAUAAAUCCAACUUCUUACACUUUUG